Messenger RNA from Acanthosepion pharaonis, 996 nucleotides. NCBI's taxonomy places the organism in Eukaryota, Metazoa, Mollusca, Cephalopoda, Sepiida, Sepiidae. The record is from the annotation of a GenBank genome assembly.
AUGACAGCAAGAGGCAUCCGCAAGAAACAGAAGGCUGUGUCUCGUUCGGCUAAAGCUGGUGUGCUGUUCCCGGUGGGUCGGAUGCAACGGUAUUUGAAGAAAGAUACACACAACUUCCGUAUCAGUGCAGGUGCGCCGGUCUACAUGGCCGCAGUCAUCGAGUAUCUAGCUGCUGAAAUCUUGGAGCUGUCUGGAAAUGCUGCUAGAGACAACAAAAAAAUUCGCAUCAUCCCUCGCCAUAUUUUACUGGCUAUUGCCAAUGAUGAAGAACUUCAUAGGCUGCUGAGACAUGUAACUAUUCCAGCUGGUGGAGUUCUACCUAAAAUCCACCCAGAAUUGUUGGGAAACAAGAAAAGAGGAGCAAAAAACCUGCAGCCAGUUCCACUCAUUCCUCCUCCUCCUCCUCAGGCCAAAAAAGCCAAGGCAUCUGGUGCAAAAGCCAAAGCAUCAAAUGCAUGUGUGGCAAACCAUUCUGUUGCUAAGAAACAGACCAAAAAGAAUGCAUUGAUUCUUGCCAAUAAAACCAGUGACACAAAAGCCAAAACAAACAAGGUCAAAGGAUCCAAAGAUACCAGACUUGCCCUUGAAAAAGUUGGCGGAAAAGACUUUACUGAAGCAAUAAAAGAUUUGUCAUCUAAAGGCACACUUGACCUUGGUGAAGCUACAAUAUGUCCAGGCCACAACUUUCCUGCCAGAUUUGUUAUUUUCUGCCAUGGCCCCUCUUGGCAAACUGCUGAUCGUGAACGUGUGCUGGAAAAGACUAUUAAAAAUUGUUUGUAUGUGGCUGACCAGAAGAACCUGAAAAGUAUAGCCUUUCCCUCAGUUGGAAGUGGACGUGGUGGUUUCCCAAAGAAUACAGCUGCACAAAUCAUUCUUCGUGCUAUCAGCAGUUAUUUCUCUACCGUGAUGUCAUCUUCAUUAAAACAAAUUUAUUUUGUUCUCUUUGACAAAGAAAGUAUUGAUGUCUAUCUGAAUGAAUUAACCAAGCUGGACUAG